Molecule: messenger RNA, 942 nt
Organism: Mya arenaria
Lineage: Eukaryota; Metazoa; Mollusca; Bivalvia; Myida; Myidae
Exons: 4
Coding region: 1-942 (313 amino acids)
Source: RefSeq, a predicted model, not a curated record
AUGGAGGUGGUGGUCAUGAUGGUGGCUAGCACUGUGGUUGUGGUAUUUGUCAUGAUAGUUAUGAGCACGGUGGUGGUGAUUGUCAUGAUGAUAAUGAGCACGGCGCAGGAUGGUGAUGGUUAUGAUGGUUAUGAGCACGUUGGUUGUGUUUGUGGUGGUGGUGAUGGUCAUGACUGUGAUAAGGUUGAUGGUGAUGGUGGUGGUCAUGAUGGUGAUAAGGAAGGUGAUAAGUACGGUGGUGGUGGUGGUCAUGAUGGUGAUGCGUACGGUCGUGGUGGUGGUCAUGAUGAUGAUAAGGACGAUGGUGGCUGUGCUCAUGAUGGUGAUAAGCACGGUGAUGAUAAUGGUGUUGGUGAUGGUAAUGGUGGUUGUUGUGAUAAUGUUAGUGGUGGUGAUGGUGUUGGUGAUAGUAACAAUGGUGGUUUUGCUCAUGAUGGUGAUAAAUACAAUGGUGGUGCUGCUCAUGCUGGGGUCAAGUGCGAUAGUGGGCGUGCCCAUGAUGACGAUAAGCACGGUGGUGGCGGUGGUGGUGGUGUAUGUGAUGGUUUUGGUGGUGGUGGUGGUGGUGGAUGUGGGGGUGGUGAUAAUGGUGGUGGUGUGCACGGUAGUGAUGGUGGUGGUGAUGGUGGUGGUGGUGGUUGCAAUGGUGAUUGUGGUGGAGAUGGUGUUGGUGGUGGGUAUGGUGAUGAUAAGUAUGGUGGUGGCUGUGGUCAUGAUGGUGAUAAGUACAAUGGUGGUGGUGCUCAUGAUAGUGAUACGUACGAUGUUGGAUUUGCUCACGAUAGUGAUAAGUACGAUGGUGGAUUUGCUCAGGAUGGUGAUAAGUACGAUGGUGAUAAGUACGAUGGUGGUCCUGCUCAUGCUGGUGAUAAGUACGAUGAUGGGCUUGUUUAUGAUAGUGAUAAUUACGGUAGUGGUGGUGGUCAUGUUGGUGAUAAGUAA